AUGGCUCCCGUCAUGACAGAGACCGCCGUUUCGGCGAAGCGGGCUCAGCUCGCGGGCAAGAGUGGGAUCUUCGGUAUGCUCAGCAACAAGAAGACUUCGUUGAUUGGCCUGUUUGCGUCGCUUGGAGGUCUUGUCUAUGGAUACAACCAAGGAAUGUUUGCCCAGGUGUUGACUAUGCAUUCGUUCAAAGAUGCCACGCAGCAAUAUGCGGCGAAAACCGGCAUCCAGCAAGGCAUGCUCACGUCGAUUCUCGAGCUCGGUGCAUGGGUUGGAACACUCCUCAAUGGAUACUUAGCGGAUCGAUUGGGUCGCCGCGUGACGGUGCUUGUGGCCGUGGUGGUGUUCUGUGUUGGCGUGAUUGUUCAGGCUUGCACGGUAAACAAGGACUAUGUAUUUGCCGGCCGGUUCGUUACCGGAAUGGGAGUCGGUAGUCUUUCGAUGAUCGUGCCUUUAUAUAAUGCGGAACUUGCGCCGCCAGAAAUUCGAGGAUCGCUGGUCGCAGUCCAGCAACUCGCAAUUACCUUUGGGAUCAUGGUGUCUUUCUGGAUUGGCUACGGUACAAACUAUAUCGGCGGUACGGGUGCCGGGCAGUCAGACGCCGCAUGGCUCAUCCCGGUCUGCAUUCAAAUACUGCCUGCUAUUAUCUUGGCGGCCGGCAUGAUGUUGUUCAUGCCCCAGUCGCCCCGCCAUCUCAUGAACACUGGCCGCGAGGAAGAAUGCCUGCAGACCUUGGCUCGUCUGCGUGGCGCCAGCACGGACGAUAUCCUCGUGAGAAUUGAGUUCCUUGAGAUUAAGAGUCUGUACCUCUUCGAGUCCGAAACUGCCCGUGAGAAGUACCCACAUUUGCAGGACGGGUCAUUGUCGUCUCGAUUCAAGAUGGGUCUGUAUGAUUAUAUGUCGCUUGUCACGAACAAAUCGCUCUUUAAGCGAACUACUGUCGCUUGCCUAAUCAUGACAUUCCAACAAUGGAAUGGUAUCAAUGCUAUCAACUACUACGCACCAUUUAUCUUUGAGGAUAUGAAGCUCCCUGGGAAUACGAUUACCCUGCUUGCAACAGGAGUGGUCGGUAUCGUUGAAUUCCUGUUCACCAUCCCUGCGGUGCUCUGGGUUGACCAGAUUGGGCGAAAGAAGAUCCUCAUCGCAGGCGCUGCUGGUAUGGCAAUUUGCCAUUUCAUCGUCGCGGGGAUCAUUGGUGCCUACCAAAACAGCUUCGAGGAGCACCGAGCAGCUGGAUGGACAGCGAUUGUCUUUGUGUGGAUUUUCGUGAUUAACUUCGCUUACUCCUGGGGCCCCGUGGCUUGGAUCGUCGUUAGUGAGGUCUUCCCACUCAGCAUGCGUGCGAAGGGUGUGUCUCUUGGUGGCAGUAGCAACUGGCUCAACAACUUCGCCGUCGGAACUAGCACGAGUCCCUUCGUCGCGGCAAGCACCCUUGGGACUUUCCUUUUCUUCGGCUGCAUCACAACGGUUGGCAUCGUAUACGUCUUUUUCUUCGUCCCGGAGACCAAGGGCCGAACUUUGGAGGAAAUGGACGAGCUGUUCGGUGACACCGGUAUGGCCGCAGCUGAUGCCGAGCGCAGGGCCCGUAUCGAUCGUGAGAUCGGUCUCCUGGCCCUUGUUGGUGUUGAGGCGCCGGAAUCUGAAAAGGGUAUUAUUGAUUCGAGACACGAUGAAAAGGUCAUCGAGGCCACGGCCGAACCUCACACGGAGACCACUGCUGAGCAGUAA
Messenger RNA from Penicillium chermesinum, 1725 nucleotides. RefSeq lists its product as uncharacterized. The coding region runs from base 1 to 1725 and encodes 574 amino acids. Gene Ontology annotation, molecular function: carbohydrate:proton symporter activity. Gene Ontology annotation, cellular component: membrane. NCBI's taxonomy places the organism in Eukaryota, Fungi, Ascomycota, Eurotiomycetes, Eurotiales, Aspergillaceae. The transcript is spliced from 10 exons. Gene Ontology annotation, biological process: carbohydrate transport; transmembrane transport. The record is from RefSeq and is a predicted model, not a curated record.